Messenger RNA from Dothidotthia symphoricarpi CBS 119687, 1356 nucleotides. RefSeq lists its product as uncharacterized. Gene Ontology annotation, biological process: proteasome-mediated ubiquitin-dependent protein catabolic process; protein polyubiquitination; protein autoubiquitination. The annotation marks the transcript as partial. Lineage: Eukaryota; Fungi; Ascomycota; Dothideomycetes; Pleosporales; Dothidotthiaceae. Gene Ontology annotation, cellular component: ubiquitin ligase complex; cytosol; nucleus. Gene Ontology annotation, molecular function: ubiquitin protein ligase activity; cyclin binding; ubiquitin conjugating enzyme binding. The record is from RefSeq and is a predicted model, not a curated record. The transcript has 2 exons.
AGUAUGUCGAUGCUGCCCGAGUCAGCAUACAACGCCCUCGGUCUGCCUUCUGACACGGUCAAAAUCCUAAUGAAUCCCAAGCCCCCCGACACGCCCGUCGCAAUCGCAGCACCGAACCUGCUCCAGAAUGACACACAAUCAGCCGGGCCUGUAGCCCUCAAUGAGUCGUCGAUCGCACUGUACGCUGAACUGCUACUCCACAUACGGACUGUCACGCUCUUCGCCUCGUUGCGCACUCACCAUACGCAUGAGACUAAAGCUCAGCUGUCUGCCGAUGGCGCAUCUAUCACGAUCUCGCAUGAGUCCGAAUCCGCGACUAUUCGUCUCCCAAUCAAGGUUCAGGACGGCGGUGGAGGUGAUGCAGCGCUCCAUCUCCCCGCGCAGCCGCCCAGCAAAGAACUCACUCUACGGCUACAACUGGAGGAGCGCGAAGGCAGCGACCUCCUUGGGACCUUGCAGUCUGAGGAGCGCAAAGCGAAUAUCGUGCCCUGGGAUGGCGCGUCGCUGAGCCAGAUGCAGGGUGUGGAGAUUAUGUGUAAGAGCUGUGGGGAAGUGGUUGUACCGCGAGGAAAAGUUGGGUCGUGGAGGGAUUUGCCGAAUGAGAACUGGGCGGAGAUGAUGGACUUUUGGCAUUGUCACAAGCCAGACGAGGGGCACUUACAUGAUCACGAGAACGACGAGGUGGUGGGGAAGAAAGGGUAUGCGGCGGGGAACCGACUGAAGGCCAAAGAGGGUAUGGGGUUUGUGGAUUUGACCAGCUUGUUGUUGGAAGAGGGGGAUUGUGAGGGUGUCGAGAUAGCCUCCAAACAGCAGGAAGACUCCAUAGUCUGCAAGCACUGCAAGCACACCCUCGGUGCCCGAGAUGAAUCUUCCUCCGGCCACCGAAUCUGGAAGUGGAGUAUCAGCCUCUCUCCCUCGCCAUCAGCUCCCCCAACUACAUACACCACCCAGAAAUGGAUAUCAGCACGGCUUCUCUUCCUCAUCGAGAACUCAGGCGUCCGCAAAUUCCACAUCCACCCUCCCCCGAACAAACUCUCCUCAAGCCCCAGUGCCAAACCUGACCCCUCGACACCCUCCCUUCUCCUCUGGGUCUUCACACCAGACCUGCUUUUCUCGUCGUCAGUAGCAUCGCCGCAUCGCAGCGAUCCCACGCGCGCGAUGAAGGUCUUUUACAAGCGGCAGACAUGGCGGCCGAUCAGGCCAGGAGAAGUAGAAAGCGCGAGCGUAGAGGAUGUGGAGUUUCCCGGGAGCUUGUUUGGGGAGGUGGAGCGCGUGUUGGGGGAGAGUAGGGAUGUGUUGCCUGUGGGGGCGAGGGAAUUUCAGGGAUGGGAUGUUGGGCUACUGGAGAGAUUUUAG